Messenger RNA from Pterocles gutturalis (yellow-throated sandgrouse), 2832 nucleotides. RefSeq names its product EH domain-binding protein 1-like. The record is from RefSeq and is a predicted model, not a curated record. Gene Ontology annotation, molecular function: protein binding. Lineage: Eukaryota; Metazoa; Chordata; Aves; Pterocliformes; Pteroclidae.
AUGCCCACACAGGUGAAGCUGCUUCCUGCAUCUGGGGAACGUAUUCCUGUUCAGCCUGGAGUGGCUCUUGUUCAAUCUGUAGGUUAUGAACCGGACACUGGAAUAGCUUCAUCUUCAAAGCCAGAAGAAAGUUUCUAUGCUGACAAUUACAAUCCCUUCAAGGAUGAAGAUGCCCCAGAGUACUUGAACCCAUUUGAUGAGCCAGAUCCUGAGCCUGAAACGUUUGUAACUGUAAGAGAUUCUCCUCCACAACCUGCAAAAAGGAAAAACGUCAGACCAGUGGAUAUGAGCAAAUACCUCUACGCAGAUACUUCUAAAGCUGAAGAGGAAGAGCUGGAUGAAUCAAAUCCAUUUUAUGAACCAAAAUCAAGCCCUGCUUUAAUUCAAGUUGCUCCACUGCAAGAACCAGAAAAGAAAAUGAAAAGAAAGGCUCCUGAACCACCAAACCUCUUGCCAAAGACAGAGACAGGCACGAGCGAGAUCAACUCAGCUAUUCCUGCAUCGAGGGAGCUUUCUUCUUCUCCUAAGCCAAGCCCAAUCCCAAGUCCUGUUUUGGGGAGAAAGCCAAACGCUAGUCAGUCACUGCUUGUGUGGUGCAAAGAAGUUACAAAAAACUAUAGGGGAGUGAAAAUCACCAAUUUUACUACAUCGUGGAGAAACGGUUUAUCGUUUUGUGCAAUAUUACAUCACUUUAGACCAGAUCUAAUUGACUACAAGUCCCUGAAUCCUCAAGAUAUUAAAGAGAACAACAAAAAGGCCUAUGAUGGUUUUGCCAGUUUAGGAAUAUCACGGUUGCUGGAACCUUCUGACAUGGUUUUAUUAGCGAUACCUGACAAACUGACUGUUAUGACCUAUCUCUAUCAAAUAAGGGCACAUUUCUGUGGCCAAGAAUUAAAUGUGGUUCAAAUAGAGGAGAACAGUAGUAAAAGCACAUAUAAAGUGGGUAACUAUGAAACAGACCCAAAUAGUUCUGUCGACCAGGAAAAAUUCUACGCGGAGUUAAAUGACCUGAACCGGGAGCCCGAGCUGCAGCCGCCAGACAGUGCUUUGGCAGACUUUGCUUCUCAGGAUGACUCCGUAUUUGUCAAUGACAGUGGUGUUGGCGAAUCUGAGAGUGAGCAUCAGACUCCUGAUGACCAUUUAAGCCCAAGCACAGCUUCCCCUUCUUCUCGCAGAACUCGAAGUGACACAGAUCCACAAAAAUCCCAGCAGAGCUCUGGAAGGACUUCUGCAUCUGAAGAUGUUGGGAAGUGUAGCAGUACAGAUACAAUGCAAGCGCAGCCUACGUUGGGAAGGAAGAAAUUACUGAUAGCUGACACCUUAGACUUGAGUGACUUGGCACAUGUCAGUGAUCAAAAAGAGGAUGUGUCUCCCACAGUAGCUUGUGAAGAUAGUGACAGGAAGAGACACCAGAGCUCAGACAGUACCAUUGGUUUCUCAGAACAAGAAAAGCUGGGACGUAUAGGAUCCGUAGAGAGCACAAGAGCUGAUCCUGGUUCACCUGUCACAAGGCCGAAUUUAUCUCCUACUUCUAAGCUUGGAUACUCCUAUAACAAGGAUAUGGAUCUUGCAAAGAAGCCUCAAGCUUCUCCGAGGCAAACAGAAUCUGAUUCUGACAAUGAUGCCAGAACAGCUUUAAAUCAUGCAGAUCAAACUGCAAAAACAGCCCAGCAACGAAUGUUGUCAAGACAGGAAGAACUUAAAGAACGAGCAAGAGUUCUGCUUGAGCAAGCACGAAGAGAUGCAGCUCUAAAGGCAGGGAAUAAGCAACUAACCAGUACAAUCAUCCCAGCACGCAAUAAGCAGCUGAAUGAUCAGCAAGAUGAAGAGCGGCGUCGGCAGCUGAGAGAGCGAGCUCGUCAGCUAAUAGCAGAAGCUCGAUCUGGAGUGAAGAUGUCAGAACUUCCUAGCUACAGUGAAAUGGCUGCAGAAAAGUUGAAAGAAAGGUCAAAGGCAUCUGGAGAUGAGGAUGAGGAUGAUGAUGAUAAUAUUGAGAUAGAUACUAACGAGGAGGUUCCUGAAUGCUCUGUUACUGGAGGUGGAGAUGAGCUUACUAACCUAGAAAAUGACCUUGAUGCAACGGAACAAAACAGUAAGUUGGUGGAUUUGAAGCUGAAGAAGCUCCUAGAAGCUCAGCCACAGGUGGCAAAUUCACUCUCCAGUGCUGCUCAGAAAGCUGUAACUGAUAGCUCAGAGCAAGACAUUAAGAAUGGAACAGAGGAACAUCGUGCUGAGCGAUUACAAAAAGCAGCAGAACGGUUUAGAAAUCCUGUUGUGUUCAGCAAGGACUCUACCGUCAGAAAAACUCAGCUCCAGUCUUUCAGUCAAUACGUGGAGAGCAGACCAGAGAUGAAAAGGCAGAGAUCAAUACAGGAAGAUACAAAGAGAGGAAAUGAGGAGAAGGCUGCGAUAACUGAGACUCAGAGGAAGCCAUCAGAAGAUGAAGUGCUUAAUAAAGGGUUCAAAGACACCAGUCAGUAUGUUGUAGGAGAAUUGGCAGCACUAGAGAAUGAGCAAAAGCAAAUUGACACCCGUGCCGCGCUGGUGGAGAAGCGCCUUCGCUAUCUCAUGGACACAGGAAGAAACACAGAAGAAGAAGAAUCUAUGAUGCAAGAGUGGUUCAUGCUGGUUAAUAAGAAGAAUGCCUUAAUAAGACGAAUGAACCAGCUUUCUCUUCUGGAAAAAGAACAUGACCUAGAAAGGCGCUAUGAACCUAGGGAGCUAAGAGCAAUGCUUGCUAUUGAAGGUCGAACUGAAGGAGCCUUCCCCAAAAGGAGCAAAAGGGCAAGCAGCGGUGGAAAUCGAAAGACUGCCUUGAAAAUUAGCACCUGA